Salvia miltiorrhiza (redroot sage) is the source of this 1193-nucleotide messenger RNA. Its product is annotated as F-box/kelch-repeat protein At3g23880-like. The transcript has a single exon. Gene Ontology annotation, molecular function: protein binding. The coding region runs from base 1 to 978 and encodes 325 amino acids. NCBI's taxonomy places the organism in Eukaryota, Viridiplantae, Streptophyta, Magnoliopsida, Lamiales, Lamiaceae. The record is from RefSeq and is a predicted model, not a curated record.
AUGGAUUUUCUGAACAAGAAAACCGGCAGCUCUGUACAUUCUCUCCAUCUCCAUCAAGAAAUCAUCGAAGAAGAAAUAUUGCCAAGAUUGCCUGUGAAAUCACUCUUGAGAUUCAGGUGCGUUUCGAAAUCGUGGCACUCUUUAAUAGGCAGCGAACGUUUCAUCAAAACUCACCUCAAGAAUUCAACAAACAACCAAAAUUACGCUCAUUGGAAAGUAAUCUUGAACUCUAGAAAACAUGGAAUGGUCCACUGCUCUAUGCUCUCCUACUUGAAUGAAGAGAGGGUAAAUUUAUCGCCCAUCGAUGAUAAUCUGAUGAUCACUACUGAUCUCGUUGUGGGUUGUUGCAAUGGGCUUGUGUGCGUUGUCAACGCCGAUGAGUUUUGCUUCUUUGUGUUGAACCCAGCCACUAGAAUCUCCAUCGAACUACCCGAAAUAGACCACCUUAUUCAUCAUCUUCAAUUUACGAAAUUAGGGUUUGGUUGGGAAGAAGAGAGUGGCGCAUACAAGGUGUUUGUUGGUGUGUUUUAUGAAUAUGGUGACGAGAGAUUGGGUAAGGUUUACAGCUCGAAGACGAAUUCAUGGAAGACGGUGGAGCACGGGUGCCUCGACUGGCAUUGCACUUCAGGGAAGUUUGCGUGUGGGAGGCUUCACUGGGUCGCAGUGAGUGGCGGACAUACAUAUAUUGAAUCCUUCGACUUGAAGAGUGAGGUGUUUGAGACGAUGGAGCUACCGUGCAAAUUACGAAAAGGCGACGGGAUUCGCCCGUGGCUGUGGGUGAUAGAGGGAUGCCUUAGUGUGGUGUGUGAUGAUUAUGGUAAUGGGAAACGCAGAGUUUGGAUUAUGAAGGAGUAUGGAGUGAAGGAGUCUUGGGUGGAAGAGAUCUCUAAGCCAAGCAAGAAAAUUAGACGUUGUUGCGAAGCGUUUUUCUAUCCUGAGAGUUUAGUCUCACCAAUUCCUCAAGAUAAUUUGCACUAGCUAGGUUUCUCGAGUUUGUAGUUUUUCUUUUUUUUUCCUUUUGUCUUUUUUCCUUUCUUCUGCUAUUUAUUCAAUUGCUCGUUUUGAGUUGAAACUAGUCAUUGUGCUCUUGUUUCUUAGCCUAAAUUGAAUAGAGUUCUUUUGGGAAUGUACGAUGACAAUUUUUAUGUUUAAUUUCGGCAGCUAAAGAACAUUACUUGUUCAGCUGCAUUUAA